This is a messenger RNA of Eublepharis macularius, 10027 nucleotides long. It is a transcript of the gene ARFGEF2, whose product is annotated as ADP ribosylation factor guanine nucleotide exchange factor 2. Lineage: Eukaryota; Metazoa; Chordata; Lepidosauria; Squamata; Eublepharidae. Gene Ontology annotation, biological process: regulation of ARF protein signal transduction. The coding region runs from base 147 to 5552 and encodes 1801 amino acids. The transcript is spliced from 39 exons. Gene Ontology annotation, molecular function: guanyl-nucleotide exchange factor activity. The record is from RefSeq and is a predicted model, not a curated record.
UGGCGGCGCCGUGCUGCUGUCCACUCCCUCUGAGGGAGCCGCGUCUCUUCCGGAUCGCGGAGCCCGGCCGUGGCCGGAGUCUCUGAGUGCCGUUUCCCGCCCUUCGGCGAAGGACUGGCACGGGAGGUCGUCUGCUUGUCAGGGCCAUGCAGCCGCCACAGUCGCCCUCGGCCCGCGAGCAGGACACCCGCACCAAGAGCAUGUUCGUGUCGCGGGCCCUGGAGAAGAUCCUCUCCGAGAAGGAGGCGAAGCGGCCCCCUCACGGGCAGCUGCGGAGAGCCUGCCAAGUGGCGCUGGAUGAAAUAAAAGCAGAACUAGAAAAGCAAAGCCAAGGCAGUGUAACUACACCAAAAGCAAACUUCAUUGAAGCAGAUAAAUAUUUCCUGCCAUUUGAAUUAGCCUGCCAGUCAAAGUCUCCGCGAAUUGUCAGCACCUCCUUGGACUGCUUACAGAAACUUAUUGCAUAUGGACAUAUCACUGGUAAUGCUCCAGACAGUGGAGCUCCUGGAAAACGACUGAUAGACCGGAUAGUUGAAACAAUCUGCAGUUGUUUUCAAGGUCCUCAAACUGAUGAAGGUGUGCAGCUACAAAUAAUAAAGGCUCUUCUUACUGCUGUCACAUCCCCAUAUAUAGAAAUUCAUGAAGGAACAAUUCUUCAGACUGUUAGAACUUGUUAUAACAUCUAUCUAGCCAGUAAAAAUCUUAUCAAUCAGACAACUGCCAAGGCUACCCUCACGCAGAUGCUGAAUGUUAUUUUCACACGAAUGGAGAACCAAGCUAUACAAGAGGCUAGAGAACUAGAAAAAACAAACCUACAAAAAUCCCACUCCCCCGUGAUUCAUACGUUGUCAGGGUCUCCAAAGUUCGGCCGACUGCAACAUAGCCAGCAGGAGAGCAAACCUUCAACUCCUGUAAAAGCAGACCUGACUAACGGUGAGCCAGAAGGUACAGAAAAUGGAGAGCGGAAACCAAAGAACGAUUUGACUCCUCCAGUAUUUGAAGAAGAAACUGAUGGAGGCAAAGAAAUUAUUAAGGAAAUCUUGGAGGAUGUGGUCACUUCAGCUGUUAGAGCCUCUUUAGAAGAAGAAGCAAAAAAACAAGCUGUGCUGGAAGUGGGUAGAACUCUGCCUGAACUGGAAACUGCAGCUCCUGCCUCUCCUGGUGGAAUGAAUGAAAAUUCACAAGCAAAUGGGAUUCCAGAUGAUAGGCAGUCAGUCUCUUCCACUGAUAAUCUGGAAACCGAUGUCCCUGGACCCCAGGCAGCUGCCAAGUUCUCCCAUAUCCUUCAGAAGGAUGCCUUUCUUGUGUUCCGGUCACUGUGCAAGCUUUCAAUGAAACCACUUGGUGAUGGGCCACCGGAUCCCAAAUCCCACGAGCUGCGCUCCAAGAUAGUGUCCCUCCAGCUGCUUCUCUCGGUUUUGCAAAAUGCUGGCCCAGUCUUCCGGACACAUGAAAUGUUUAUAAAUGCAAUCAAGCAAUAUCUCUGUGUAGCAUUAUCCAAAAAUGGAGUGUCUUCUGUUCCUGAUGUCUUUGAGCUGUCUCUUGCUAUCUUCCUCACCCUUCUUUCUAAUUUUAAGACCCAUUUAAAAAUGCAGAUUGAGGUAUUUUUCAAAGAGAUCUUCUUGAACAUUUUAGAAACUUCUUCUAGUUCCUUUGAGCACAAAUGGAUGGUGAUUCAGACCUUGACUAGAAUUUCUGCAGAUGCUCAAUGUGUAGUGGACAUAUAUGUUAACUAUGACUGUGAUUUGAAUGCUGCUAAUAUCUUUGAACGGCUAGUAAAUGACUUGUCUAAAAUUGCGCAGGGACGGAGUGGGCAUGAAUUAGGAAUGACACCUCUACAGGAACUAAGCCUAAGGAAGAAAGGUCUUGAAUGUUUAGUCUCUAUUUUAAAGUGCAUGGUAGAAUGGAGCAAAGACCUGUAUGUGAAUCCCAACCAUCAGGCCAGCCUCGGUCCCGAGAAAUCUUCCGAUCAGGAAAUGGGUGAAGUCAAAUGUUUAGAGAUGGGAGGAAGAAGAAGUAGUGCAAGUUCCUUGGAUUCAACGGUCUCCUCAGGAAUCGGGAGCGUUGGCACCCAGACCACUCUCCAUGAUGAUCCGGAGCAAUUUGAGGUUAUCAAGCAACAAAAAGAGAUAAUUGAACAUGGGAUUGAAUUGUUUAAUAAAAAAUCGAAGAGAGGGCUGCAGUAUUUGCAGGAGCAAGGAAUGCUUGGGUUAACAGUAGAAGACAUAGCACAGUUCCUGCACCAAGAAGAGCGUCUCUCUUCUAACCAAGUGGGAGAAUUUCUGGGGGACAGUAACAAGUUUAACAAAGAAGUGAUGUACGCCUACGUAGACCAGCUUGAUUUCUGCGGAAAGGACUUUGUCUCCGCUUUGCGCAUUUUUCUGGAAGGAUUUCGGUUACCUGGUGAAGCCCAGAAGAUUGAUAGACUAAUGGAAAAGUUUGCUGCUAGAUAUAUUGAAUGCAACCAAGGACAAACUCUGUUUGCUAGUGCCGACACUGCCUAUGUUUUAGCAUAUUCUAUUAUAAUGUUGACAACAGAUUUGCACAGUCCUCAGGUGAAGAAUAAGAUGACAAAAGAGCAAUACAUAAAAAUGAACCGUGGCAUCAAUGACAGCAAAGACCUUCCAGAGGAUUACUUGUCUACUAUCUAUGAUGAAAUAGAAGGGAAGAAAAUAGCAAUGAAGGAUACAAAAGAAUAUGCAAUUGCAACGAAAUCUGCUAAGCCAAACGUAGCCAGUGAGAAGCAGCGACGGUUGUUGUACAACUUGGAGAUGGAGCAGAUGGCAAAGACUGCUAAAGCUCUGAUGGAGGCAGUCAGCCAUGCAAAAGCCCCUUUUACUAGUGCAACUCAUCUGGAUCAUGUCAGGCCCAUGUUCAAACUUGUGUGGACUCCAUUACUAGCUGCUUAUAGUGUCGGCCUUCAGAACUGUGAUGACACUGAAGUUGCAUCGUUGUGCUUGGAAGGAAUACGAUGUGCUAUCAGAAUCGCCUGCAUUUUUGGCAUGCAGCUUGAAAGAGAUGCUUAUGUGCAAGCGCUUGCCCGCUUUUCUUUGUUGACUGCCAGCUCCAGCAUCACAGAAAUGAAACAAAAGAACAUAGAUACAAUCAAGACUCUUAUUACUGUGGCCCACACUGAUGGCAACUAUCUGGGGAAUUCCUGGCAUGAGAUCUUGAAAUGCAUCAGCCAGUUGGAGCUAGCUCAACUCAUAGGUACUGGAGUUAAAACACGCUACCUCUCUGGGUCUGGACGGGAGAGAGAAGGGAGCCUCAAAAGUUUUACAUCUGGAGGUGAAGAGUUCAUGGGGCUUGGGCUAGGCAAUCUUGUUGGUGGAAGUGUUGAUAAAAGGCAAAUAGCCAGUAUUCAAGAAUCUGUGGGAGAAACCAGUUCACAAAGUGUGGUGGUGGCAGUGGACAGAAUAUUUACUGGGUCAACAAGACUGGAUGGAAAUGCAAUAGUUGACUUCGUUCGAUGGCUGUGCGCUGUUUCCAUGGAUGAGCUGGCUUCCCCUCACCACCCUCGCAUGUUCAGCUUACAGAAGAUUGUUGAGAUCUCCUACUACAACAUGAAUAGAAUUAGGCUACAGUGGUCCAGGAUAUGGCAUGUGAUUGGUGAUCAUUUCAAUAAGGUUGGUUGUAAUCCUAAUGAAGAUGUGGCCAUAUUUGCAGUUGAUUCUUUGAGACAGCUAUCAAUGAAGUUUCUUGAAAAAGGAGAGCUGGCCAACUUCCGAUUUCAAAAGGACUUUCUGAGGCCCUUUGAGCACAUUAUGAAGAAAAAUAGAUCUCCAACAAUUCGUGACAUGGUGAUUCGCUGCAUUGCUCAGAUGGUGAAUUCUCAAGCUGCUAAUAUCCGCUCAGGGUGGAAAAAUAUUUUUGCAGUAUUUCAUCAGGCAGCAUCGGAUCAUGAUGGGAAUAUCGUGGAGUUAGCAUUCCAGACAACAGGACAUAUAGUUACGAAUAUUUUUCAACAGCAUUUUCCUGCAGCAAUAGAUUCAUUCCAGGACGCUGUAAAGUGUUUGUCAGAGUUUUCCUGUAAUGCUGCAUUUCCAGAUACCAGCAUGGAAGCAAUUAGACUUAUCCGUUUUUGUGCUAAAUAUGUUUCAGAAAGACCUCAGGUUUUGAGAGAAUACACAAGUGACGAUAUGAAUGUGGCUCCUGGAGACAGAGUUUGGGUCCGAGGGUGGUUCCCCAUUUUAUUUGAGCUUUCUUGUAUUAUCAAUCGGUGCAAGCUUGAUGUGCGCACAAGAGGCCUAACGGUUAUGUUUGAAAUUAUGAAGAGCUAUGGCCACACCUUUGAGAAUCACUGGUGGCAGGAUCUCUUUCGCAUUGUGUUCAGGAUAUUUGAUAACAUGAAGCUACCAGAACAGCAAACAGAGAAAUCUGAAUGGAUGACCACUACAUGUAACCAUGCACUUUAUGCAAUCUGUGAUGUAUUCACACAGUUCUAUGAAGCUUUGAAUGAGAUCCUGCUUUCUGACAUAUUUGCACAGUUACACUGGUGUGUAAAACAAGAUAAUGAGCAGCUGGCUCGAUCGGGUACCAACUGCCUAGAAAGCCUGGUUAUAUUAAAUGGGCAUAAAUUCAGUCCAGAGGUUUGGGACCAGACCUGUAACUGUAUGCUAGAGAUCUUCAAAACGACAAUUCCUCACGUAUUGUUGACUUGGAGGCCAGCAGGAAUGGAAGAUGAUUCAUCUGAAAAGCACUUGGAUGUGGACCUGGAUCGCCAGUCUUUAAGCAGUGUUGAUAAAAAUGCUUCAGAAAGAGGACUAAGCCAAUUUUCAAAUCCCACAGAUGAAAGCUGGAAAGGUGGCCCUUAUUCAAACCAGAAACUUUUUGCCAGCCUUCUCAUCAAAUGUGUUGUGCAGCUGGAACUGAUUCAGACUAUUGACAACAUAGUAUUUUACCCAGCAACUAGCAAGAAGGAAGAUGCUGAGCAUAUGGCUGCUGCUCAGAGGGAUACCCUAGAUACAGACAUUCACAUUGACACUGAGGAUCAAGGAAUGUACAAAUACAUGUCUUCUCAACAUCUUUUCAAGUUAUUGGAUUGUCUGCAAGAGUCUCAUUCAUUCUCAAAAGCUUUUAACUCAAAUUAUGAACAACGAACUGUCCUGUGGAGAGCUGGGUUCAAGGGUAAAUCAAAACCCAAUCUUUUAAAACAAGAGACCAGCAGUUUGGCUUGUUGUCUGAGAAUCCUUUUCCGAAUGUAUGUUGAUGAAAACCGCAAAGAUUCCUGGGGUGCUAUACAAGAAAGACUUCUGAAUGUGUGCAGUGAAGCACUGGCCUAUUUUAUUACCGUGAACUCAGAAAGCCACAGAGAGGCCUGGACUAAUCUCUUAUUGCUGCUUUUAACAAAAACACUUAAAGUCAGUGAUGAAAAGUUCAGAGCUCAUGCUUCAACAUAUUAUCCCUAUCUCUGUGAAAUAAUGCAGUUUGACCUCAUCCCAGAGCUCCGAGCCGUGCUGCGGAAGUUCUUCCUACGUAUAGGUGUAGUGUUCAAAAUAUGGAUUCCUGAAGAACAGUUACGGACAACUGGGACCCACUCGCUUGCAUGGUAGCUCAAUAGCUGCUCUUUUCAAAAGCCUGAGUUAUAUUAUAUUUAAAGAAUGAUGGCAGGAGGAGAAAAAUUUGUAACUAGCAGGUCUGUCUGAAGAAAAAGAAGAAAACCUUUGAGAACCGCAGGGUUAUAUUGAUCAAGCUGGUAUUUCUGAAGGAAAAUGUGUCUUUUAAAAUUCUGGCUGCCCUAUAAAGAUAGCUGUUAGCAUUUUCAUGAUUUAAUGCAGUAAAUGUCAAGUCAUUUUGAUCACUAAGCUUGUCUCUUCAAAUCUGUUUGCAGUGGUCCCCUCUUUUAAUGCCUUCCAGCAUAAUUCCCCUUAAUCUGCUGGAAAUGAUUAAUCAAUGGAAACUAAUUCCCACAGAUAAUAUUGAAUGUAUUCAUACAGGCUUGUGAUAUUAGCAAAUAUAUUAAUAGUUAAGAAAGUAAUGAAGAUGAUUGGGAAAAUCAUGCUGGAAUAAUUUUUUCUCACUGUUGUGCAUCUGAUUUAAAAAUGAUCUACGUGUUUAAAAUGGGUCCCUUUUUUCCAAAUGGUUUGGUGCUGCCUCUUCUGUAAACACAUAGCAACAGUGUUUGGACAGUUGGAGCCAGCAAAAAUCCACAGCAGUCUUUAUCUGCACCUAUCUAUAUUGCCAAGUAGCAGUAUGUUAUAGGAUACCUGCUGUAUGGUGGUGCUCUGGUUGCCGAUAUUGGAUUGGCCUGUAGCCAGUUUUCUCCACCACCCCUUGAUACCAAGAUUGUAUUUAAACUGUGAUGUCGAAGUUCAACAAAGUCACUUGUGGAAAGGAAAUAUACCCCCACCCCACCCAAAAAACCAGCAGGACACCAUUAUCACAGCUUCUUGAUCCAAUUUGAAAUCUCUGAUAAUUUGAGUGGGCAAAACUCUUGAGAGCUUUAGAAAUCCUUUUGAUUCUUAUAUUUAAUAAUACAAAGUAAAUGGUAAAACAAAACUUUAAAUCUUUGAAGUUCACAUGGAAUGGAUUAACAUUUUUACUGGUUAAUCAACAGUUUCCCUUUUUGAGUAGUACCUAGAUUAGCAUUUGGGUAGAAGCGGUCUAUCUUUGGCAUGUGUCAAGAUAUAUUAUAUUUUUACAGUGUUGCUGAGAGAAAUGGUUAAUUGUUUGGUUAGUGCUACUUGUCAGUGGUGAUGUGAGGGAGUAAAGUCUGGUUCCUUUUGGGACCACCUGGUUUAUUAAUAUAAAUGCACAUGUAUUUGCAACAAAAGCCCGCUUAUUAGGGGGCAAAUGAGGUAAAUUUUGAAUUUUAUCAAUUCAGUUCUAUUAGCUCUUCUGACUCUAGGGUCGCAGGGUUUUUUGUUUCCUUUGUAAUGCUGUGUUAUAGAAUUCUUGGCCCACUGAAGGCAAUAGUAGUUUUGUAAGGUAAGGCAGGCUAGUAAUCUGUGUAAUCAUGUUCCCCUCUACUAUAAUGGGUAUAUUAUUUGUAUGAAGGAGGAGAAGGAUGGAAAUGGAUUCUAUUCAAAUGUAUUAAAAUGCAAUUGGAAAAGUAUUAUCAGUUAUAUUUUAUGCUACCCAUAUCUACAAAAGAGAAUUCUAAGAGUAUUAAUUAAAGUGGGGUGGGGGUGGGGGGAGGUUGUGUGUCCUGAAGUGUAAUUCUCAGCAAAGAUCUUUUCAAGUAAGUUCCUUUGAAGAUGGUGGCAUCUGAGUUAAAAUGAAUUUAACAUUGGAAGCCAAUGUGUUGGAUAUUGGAGGGCCAGAAUUGUUGGCUGGAUUUAUUAUAUACUGGUGCUCUCUUUUUCUCUUAAUUAGUUUUUGUUUAUAACUUAGCAGUUUGUGUUUUAUAUUUCUUUUGUUUUUGGUCAUCAGUAGGAUGAGUGAAAACACUUUCUGAGAUUUAAUUUCUUUACCAAAGAUUUUUCAAGUGCGGCUUUUUGUCCCAUGUGAAGUGUGUUGGCAAAACUGCCUCUGACUUAUAAGACAGGAUCAGGGGAACAUUUAGUUACUGGCAAAAGGUUAAAUGAAAAAAAUAAUAGAAGUUUAACUUUGUUCUGUAUUUGAAAUAAUUAAGCCUUUUAUGUUUUGCAAUUUAAAGAGGCAUUUCACAAAGUAAUGCAGGAAAUCAUUUAUUUUUAUAUUCUUUAAACCUUAUCUUGCUCCACACCCUACUUGUAAUUGGGUUUAUUUAUUUAUUUUUUUCACUGUGAUAGUUCUGCUAUUAAUGUAUAGUACAAAUGCAGCUUGGUCCCGUCCCUACUUGUCAAACAUUACCUGUUCAAAUUCACAUCCAUUUGAUUUACUUGAGAAACCGUGGCAGCAUUACAACUGAUCUUUCAAAAUUUAAAUGAGAAGUGCAAUACAUAUGGGACUGACACAGUAUCUUCCAAAUCUUUGCAAUGUAAAAUACUGUGAAGCAUUAUAUAUAUAUAUAUGAGAUAUUUGCUUAUAUGUAGAAUAUUCUGAUCAUAAAACUUACAGCCUUUUUAAAGCCUUAGAGUUAAAUGACUUUAUUUCCUUAGGAAAGCUAUGUUUAGCAGUCAACACUUGCAUCUUCAAAUGGCCGAUUGUUAAAGAUAUUUGGAAAAUAAACUCUAGAUUACCAUGUGGGUUAUCAUGGGAUGGGAAGAGAUUCCAUAACAGCCUUAUUCCAGAUGUGUCUGAGAGUCUGUGUGUGUUUAUUAGAUUUGUAGAGAGUGAUGAAGUAGUAGAUGUAAUGUUUGAACAUGUUCUUACAGUGGCUGUUUCUCCAAUGUACUCUGGGGGUUUCAUUCCCUAUUUGGCAACACCAAGCUCUGUGGACAAUCAUAACAAUGAUAUAAAUUCUUCCCAGAAUUUCCAUCUGCCACCUUUACAAUACCUGUGUAAUGUUAUCAGUCUCUCUUAAUCAUGGCUAAGAGAUCAGGGUCAAGUCAUGAGCUCACAUGGAAUGUAGAUCCACUUUUGCCCUGUCCAGGAUGGUCUCCUUUCUCUCUCUUUCCUUGAUGGACUUGGUCAUGGUUAAAGAUUGCAUCUACACUGUGGUUAAUCAUGGAGAACAUGAAUAGGCUUCCUCCCAACCCCAGCAGGCAAACCUGCUUCAAAACUUGUAUUGAAGAAGCAUACCCUAGUUAAUGUUAACUGUCAUUAAUGUCAGUGCAGAUGUAAUCCUAAUAGUGAUUGAAGCAAACAAAAGGAGAAAUUCAUACCAGAGAAGAGCACAGAAAUCCACAAUCUGCUCCUGAACUCUGAACCAUAGUUAGAGGAUUACUGCCGUAGGCCAGAGUACUCUUUUUUAUAUUUUAAAUAAGAUUAAAAUUCACUAGUUACAGAAAGUCAUGCUGCAAAUGGGUAUUUAAAAUCCAGUCUUACAAAAUGCAUAGACCUACUCGUAGACUCAUUCUGUCAGUACUGAAGUGGCACCCUACACAAAAAGGAAAGAAGAGGGUGAGCCUGUUAAUGAGAGAAGUCCUUAAGAUGACUUUAACUUGGAUCCCUGCGUUGUUGUCUGAUGGAGCAAAUAGCAUCUGUCUUCUCUUAUGCCCCAUCUGGAAGUAAUUUUUUUCUUUAUAUAAAUUCUAAAACAUGAAACAAAUGCUCAGUACAGUUAAAAUUCUGCAAUACAAAUAUACCCCAGGACUACAGACCAUAGAUGUCUCAAGCCUGCAUAUUUGCACAUAAGCAGGCUUAGUUUUAAUAAGAAUGGAUGGCGUCAGGUUAAUUGAAAUAGUUUGUACAUUGCAUUUUAUAAGGGCAGUUUGGUCACUGCUGAAGUUAAUGUAAGCCACUGUAAGUGGCCAGUAAAAUUUUGCCCUUAACUAUUUAAAAACUAACCCAGUGAUGUGAUGUGAUCCAUAGCUUUUGAAGCAAACAACAAAACAGUGAUCUGUGAGAGGUGCAAUUCUCUAAUGUCUUGACAUUUUGUCCAGAAUAUCUUUGCAACUUUAAAUAAAAUAUACUUUGUGCAAAUGUAUGUUUUAUCUAUAUAAUGCCUAAAAUAAGUUACAAGCUACUUUUUUCUUAAGAGAUCUUCUAUUAUGAAGUGCAUUUAAUAUCAUUAAGUUAAUGAAAAGCAUUCCUUGCCCGAUGGAUGUAUACAUUUUUGAGAGAAAAGCAGAAUAAUUAUAUAAUAUGAAAAGCAAUGUAAAGUUUUUUACAUAAAAUAUUAUGUAUAAUAUUGUUGUACUCCAUGCUUUAAUCAGGUGGUAAAUAAAGUUUAAAAACAAACAUCACUUUUUAUAUAGUGAUUUAAAGCAUACAUAAACUAUCAGUUUGCAUCUAGUUUGAUGGUGGUACUAUGAAGGCUUUUAAAGAGGAAUCAAAGGCAUGAUUUAUAGACAUCAGUAGAUCUUGAAAGUGCUUCAAGCUUGCUUAGAUGAACCCAAGAGGCCUAUUUUUUUUAUUUCCAGGAUGGUAACAAACUAUAGUUGUCCUUGUAUCUGAACUGGUAAACUAUAGAUCAUGUUUUUCCUACAAACCAAGAUGAAACCACUGUUUUUCAUAGCAGAAGUAAGCUACUGUUUGGAUGUUCAUCACUAUAUAUGAGGGA